AUGUGGGCAUGGAGUUUCUCAUGGACUCGCCAUCUAAGGCCAAGUGACAUUGCUGCUAAAGAGGAGUUGUUAUUCCUUCUCCAACAGGCACAUCUAUCAUUGUCAAACUCCGAUAUCUUGGCCUGGACACAUGACAAAUCAGGCACCUUCUCAUCAAAAUCCUUCACAAAAGAACUGGCAAAGGCAACCCCUCACCCCCAGGGGGAUGCAAUUAAAGGCAUCUGGUGUGGACUAGUACCCAAUAGAAUCGAGAUCUUUGUAUGGACUGCCCUCCUUGGCAAAAUAAAUACAAGAAACAAGCUUGCUAGAUUGGGUAUCAUCCCAAACUCAGAAAACGUAUGCGUGCUCUGCAACUCCAAUGUCGAAAGCCACGACCACCUUCUCCUUCAUUGCUCGUUCUCCGGGCAAUUAUGGGCCGCUUGGCUCGACCUAUGGAAUAUCAAAUGGGUCCAACCCAGCAGCAUUAGAGUUGCUUUUGAUCAAUGGAACUCCCCCAUCAAGAACACAUUUUUCAAAAAGGUUUGGUCAGCCGGUUUCUUCAUAAUCAUAUGGACCAUAUGGAAGGAAAGGAAUGCACGAAUAUUCAAUAACUCGACCAGCAACAUCACAACCUUGCAUGACCUAGUUCUUUUGCGACUAGGAUGGUGGAUCAGUGGCUGGAACGAACCCUUCCCAUAUUCCCCCUCUGAUGUUCAGCGAAAUCCACAUUGUUUACUAUGGGGUGGAAACAAACCAUCCUCACAAAGCCACAAUAUCACUGCAGCACAACAAUUAUGGACUCCUCCAGAUAAAGAGCAAUUGAAAUUGAAUGUCGACGCUUCUGUUGACCCAACCUCAUCAAAGUCGGCAAUCGGGGGUGUCUUACGUGACCAUCAAGGCAACUUCAAAUGCUUAUUCUCUUCUCCAGUCCCCCCAAUGGAGAUUAAUUGUGCCGAGGUUCUGGCCAUUCAUAGAGCCAUCACCAUUACGUUAGCAAGCAGUCAAUUCUGUCAUUCCUCUUUCGUGCUAGAAUCCGACUCCGCAAAUGCGGUGGCAUGGUGCAAUAGAGACACGGGCGGUCCAUGGAACCUGAAUUUUCACCUCAAUUACAUCAGGAACACAAGCAAAUAUGGUCCAACCUUUGCUAUUGUCCACAGGGGACGUUCAUCAAACAUGGUAGCAGACUCCCUGGCCAAACAAGGCCUUCAUCGCAGCUCCGAGUUCAUAGCAUGGACUUAA
Molecule: messenger RNA, 1218 nt
Organism: Spinacia oleracea (spinach)
Lineage: Eukaryota; Viridiplantae; Streptophyta; Magnoliopsida; Caryophyllales; Amaranthaceae
Exons: 1
Coding region: 1-1218 (405 amino acids)
Molecular function (GO): nucleic acid binding; RNA-DNA hybrid ribonuclease activity
Source: RefSeq, a predicted model, not a curated record